Messenger RNA from Setaria italica (foxtail millet), 632 nucleotides. RefSeq lists its product as uncharacterized. Bases 95 to 352 code for a protein of 85 amino acids. The record is from RefSeq and is a predicted model, not a curated record. NCBI's taxonomy places the organism in Eukaryota, Viridiplantae, Streptophyta, Magnoliopsida, Poales, Poaceae. The transcript has a single exon.
CCCUAGCAUCCAGCACACAAGUCAUGCCAUACAAUUCACAAGCCCUUUCAAGUCACAGGCACUACACCCAACACCCAAACCCCAAGCAUCGCCAAUGGCUCACUACCAGGAGGUGGACUACAGCUCGGAGGAGGUGAGGUCGGUGGCGAGCCCGGCAGGCUUCGGCCGCCACGGCGGCGUCCAGCAGCACGUCGUCAAGGAGAAGUUCGAGGAGGUCGACAAGGUCUCGCGCACCGGCCGCCACCACGGCCACUUCGAGGCGCGCGAGAGCAAGUUCGAGGAGGACAUCAACACCCGCACCGGCGAGUUCCACGAGCGCAAGGAGAACUUCGCCGUCAGGGCCGACGACUAACCGGCUUCACGCGAGCUCCAUCAACGAACACGUAUCUGCUGGAUCUGAGCCACGUGUCACGUAUGCGCGUGUGUGCUCCCCCAUAUGUACGAUGCUAGUAUAAGUUUGCGUAUACCGUAUCCGGCCGGCCGGGUAUGUAUGUGUGUACGUACUUUGACGGUGGUGUGUGUGCAUGCACGCAGCCUGUGUACGAACUACGAAAAUAAUAAGCUUGUGAUCUAAAUGAAUAAAAGCUUGUGAUGUGAAUCGGACCACAUCCAGGUAGAUUGUUGUACUCAAA